This is a messenger RNA of Ricinus communis (castor bean), 1477 nucleotides long. Its product is annotated as neuroguidin-B. The record is from RefSeq and is a predicted model, not a curated record. The transcript has 9 exons. Gene Ontology annotation, cellular component: nucleolus; small-subunit processome. Gene Ontology annotation, biological process: maturation of SSU-rRNA from tricistronic rRNA transcript (SSU-rRNA, 5.8S rRNA, LSU-rRNA). Lineage: Eukaryota; Viridiplantae; Streptophyta; Magnoliopsida; Malpighiales; Euphorbiaceae. The coding region runs from base 189 to 1130 and encodes 313 amino acids.
CUCGUUAAAUAAUUAACGACUAAGCUCUAAAACCCUAGCUCCUUUUUCUUUCAUAAAACCCCAAAUUCAAGCUCUUAUUUAUUAUUAUUAUUAUUAUUAUUUUCUUCAAGUGUUGGUGUUGGUGUUGGUUUUGGUGAUUGUAACUACGAAAAAAGGAUGAAGGAGACUAGAAGUCCUGAUCUUGAUCAAUGCAUAAAGAAUUAUAUUGUCAUGUUUUGAUUAGGGAAGCUCCUCAAUUAGCUGCACUUCUAAAAGAAAUGAAAGAUGGGUUAGAUACAGUGAGAAGUAAAGUUGAUGCUUUAACAGCUAAGGUAAAAGCAAAUAAUUUUCUAACAGCAGAUGGGAUAAGCUAUCUUGAGGCUAAACAUUUGUUGCUCCUCAACUAUUGCCAAUCUCUUGUAUAUUAUUUGCUUCGAAAGGCAAAAGGCUUGUCAAUUGAGAAACAUCCUGUAGUUCGAAGCCUUGUGGAGAUACGGUUGUUUUUGGAGAAGAUACGGCCAAUUGACAAAAAGAUGGAGUACCAAAUUCAAAAGCUCAUAAGGGAUAGUGGACGUGCUAUGGAGCAACCAAGUCUGAAGGAAAAGGAAUCAGAGGCACCUGAGAAAUCAGAGGAUUUGUUGAAUUAUCGUCCAAACCCAGAUAUGCUGGUCAGCAAAGAUAGGAUGCCUGGGGAUGAUAGUGGUGUGUAUCGACCACCCAAAAUUGCCCCCUCAAUCAUGGAGGAGGAUAAGAUGUCAAGACAGGAAAGAAAUGCCUUGAGAAGAGAAAAAGAGACUCUUCGGCACGCUAAAGGGGGUCUUAUGAAAGAGAUGAUAGAUGACAUGGAAGGGAGACCUGAAGAGGUUCAAGAAAAUCUUGGAGACGACAGUAGGGAAUUUACUAGAUAUCAACAGCAAUGGGAAGAACGUGCACGGCGAGAAGAGGACCUCUUUACACGUGCUCCAAUUACAAAGAUGGAGAAGAAGAAGGAGAAACAAUUAAAGAAGUCGAGAGAUGGCUUGCUGGCGCUGACUGAUGAUUUCUAUGAUGAAAUCAAAACAUUACCCCUGGAGGAUGAUAUUGGUGAUCAAGUGACCAGCUUCAAUAAAAAUAGCAGCAGAAAACUAAAGAAACAGAAGAGACGACACUAGAACAACAAUGCAGAUCAGUAAAGGCACACAAUGGAUGGAAUCAGAGGUUUCACUUCAGUGUUUAUGUUCAAACUGUCAAAUAGAAAAAGAAAUUAGUUUUGAUAGGAGGCAUAUGCUGGCCAAAGUGUGUUGAAGUCAUCUUAACUGCAUUGAGUUUUGCAAUUGGGUAUAAACCUGUGUUUUUGUCUUAUACUUGUUCAGGCUUCAGCAAUCUUCCAUUCACAUAAACUAUUCCAGGGUCUAAAGGAGGUUUAAAUGGUGAUCUAGUGCUGCUGUAUCUUUGGCUGCAAGAUUACUUUUGUUUCAUUACAAUAUUUUUCUUAAAAUCUAUUCAAGUAUAUUCGUAA